Messenger RNA from Aplysia californica (California sea hare), 1833 nucleotides. RefSeq lists its product as uncharacterized. Lineage: Eukaryota; Metazoa; Mollusca; Gastropoda; Aplysiida; Aplysiidae. The coding region runs from base 691 to 1248 and encodes 185 amino acids. The transcript has 2 exons. The record is from RefSeq and is a predicted model, not a curated record.
AGAUCCUCUUUAGACCGUUGCCAUUUUUUUGUCGGAACUCACACUUUUCCUUGAAGCACUGCCAGAGACCCGUUGUGCAUCUUCAUUGGCCACCCCAUGUCACGCACAGGCUAAACGCUCGCUGUUGCUUUAUGUCGGAACAUGCCUAUUUAUCCCCUCCUCACUCUUGAGCGAGAAUCUGGACAGUCUAGGAGAGGCGCUUUCUCAGGAGCUUUACCUAGUGUGAUCAAUAUUCUCUAGAAUAUGUGCUUUCGAUUAUUAUAAUAAUGCCAGUCAUUUGAUACGGAUUCUACACAUUAGAUCCAUUUUCACGUGCGUAUUUAUUCAGUGUUAAUUACACUAUGCAUAAAAUGAGUGUGUUUCUUAAUUAAAUAUUGCUGUUGACUGCAGAGUUUAAUUUCUUUCUAGUCGUGAGGAGCCUGCCUGAUUCUACCGAUACUGAUACACCGAAGUGGAUUUAUGGAUUUGUGUGUGUGUUUGUGUGUGCUCUUGUGUGGGAGUGAUGCUCUCGUUCACGCCAGCUCUCAGGAUAUCCGGAAUCUUAUCGGGUUUUUGUUCAAAGCGGAUGCGUUAGAAUGAUGUCACUGUCAUCCAGAAUUGGAUGUAACGUUGAAGUGAAGUGAUUUGGUUUAGGUUCAAAUCCUAAUCCAGCUAAUCUCUGUUCACUUGAAGGAACCUUUAAACUUCAAAAUGGCUAGCGCGAGGAUAUUUUUUAGCAAAAAACGCCACCAAAGAAAUGGCUUCAUCAACGAGGAGGUACCUGUUGUUGAGAACGGUUAUGAGAUGCAAGAGUCGGACGAAGACGAGGUCUUCGUUCAGGAUCCAAAUCUAGAAAUUUCGGCCUCAAAGCCUCUAAUGCAUCCGCGAAGCAAAGGUCAGAGAGCGACAGUUAAAACGAGGACUCUCGACUGCAGGCUCUGCGCUAUGUGCAAACCCCUUCUCUACUUCAUCGUGCUUGUAUCAGUCUUGUGUGGUGUCAUGGCAACCAUUGUUUACGUUGCCAACAGACACAAAGUCCAGACGCAUGCCGGUAAGCUCACAACAGCCUCAGAAGCCGCAGACGUUUCCGGGGUCAAUGACCUCACUGGGAAAGAGGAGACGAUUGUGAUUGGCUGCGACAAGGUCGAGGUGGAGGACGUUUGGGUUGUGGGCGUUCCCAAACUACUCACAGAGUCGGCUUUCCGAUUGGUGGACGUGAACCAAGAUGGAGUAUUGGAUGUUGUGCUUGGGUUCGCUACUGGUGAGUGAUUCUGUUACGUUGUUUGCAAAUUUCAUUGCAUAGUGUGAUUUUUUUUAAAAAAUGGAUCGAUUUUAUGAUGCAAUAUUUUUAUAAGAAAGAGCAAUAGAAAACUCAUGUUAAGUCACAAGUACUAUACUUGCGAUAAACUUUUAUACCUCGUAUUACAAGUGGUCAGUGUGGCCACCACCAGGGUCUCGAGCAAUACUAAGGCCAUAAGAGAAUUCAUCCGAGACGCGUUUCAGUUUCAGCAUAUCACGGUCCACUGAGUUGAUUGGUGUUGUUAUUUUAAGGUGUUAGUGGGUAGCUGUGAAACAUAAAUGGCAUCUUUUACAUAUCUCACAUUUUUAAAAAUCACACACAGUGAGAUCUUGGGAUCUGGCAGGUCAAGUACAGAGAACAAGGUCUUGGUCUUGGGCCCCUUUCCGACCAUUCCAUAGCCGGGGCACUUUUUCAUAUUAUAAAAAAAAGCUCAACCUAUCUGAUGCAUUUGGGGCGUUGCUCCAUUUUGUUACAAACGAAGUCGUGCGAAUCUGUUUGCGGUGAUGUGAAGAACCAGGUUUUGGAGCAUAUCGAGAUAGGUUUGUCCUGUAAUG